Molecule: messenger RNA, 2908 nt
Organism: Nothoprocta perdicaria
Lineage: Eukaryota; Metazoa; Chordata; Aves; Tinamiformes; Tinamidae
Gene: APLP2
Product: amyloid beta precursor like protein 2
Exons: 18
Coding region: 21-2312 (763 amino acids)
Biological process (GO): central nervous system development; axonogenesis
Cellular component (GO): membrane
Molecular function (GO): serine-type endopeptidase inhibitor activity; heparin binding; transition metal ion binding
Source: RefSeq, a predicted model, not a curated record
UUGGGCGGCGGCGGUGGCGGAUGGCGGCGGCCAUGGGCUCGGCGCUGCGCUUCCCGCUGCUGCUCCUCCUGGCGCUCGCCGCCCCGGCGCCCGCGCUCGCCGGAUACAUCGAGGCACUCGCAGCCAAUGCUGGGACAGGCUUUGCCGUGGCGGAGCCGCAGAUCGCCAUGUUCUGCGGGAAGCUAAACAUGCACGUGAAUAUCCAGACUGGGAAAUGGGAACCGGACACCUCGGGGACCAAGAGCUGCCUUGGAACAAAGGAGGAGAUUCUGCAGUACUGCCAGGAGAUGUAUCCAGACCUUCAGAUCACGAACGUCGUGGAAGCCAACCAACCUGUCAGCAUCGAGAGCUGGUGUAAGAAGGGGAAGAAGCAGUGCAAGGACCACACUCACAUUGUCGUGCCCUACAAGUGCCUAGUGGGGGAGUUUGUGAGCGACGUGCUGCUGGUUCCAGAAAAGUGCCGAUUCUUCCACAAGGAGCGGAUGGAUGUGUGCGAAAGCUACCAGCACUGGCACACGGUGGCCAAAGAGGCGUGUCUCACGGAAGGGAUGAUCCUGCACGGCUAUGGAAUGCUGCUGCCCUGCGGCGUGGACCAGUUCCACGGCACCGAGUACGUGUGCUGCCCUCAGACCAAAGCGGCAGAGGAAGCCCCUUCCAAAGAGGAGGAGGAGGAUGAAGACGAGGAGGAAGACUACGACCUUUAUAAGAGCGAGUUCCCUACAGAGGCAGGUGUCGAAGACUUCACAGGGACAGCUGUGGAGGAGGAGGAGGAGGAGGAUGAAGAGGAUGAAGGGGAAGAGGAGGAGGAGGAGGAGGAUGUGGUGGAAGAUCGUGAUUACUAUUACGACAGCUAUAAAGUAGACGAUUACAACGAAGAGACCCCCACGGAGCCCAGCAACGACAAGGCUCUCUCUGACAAAGAAGUCAGCAGCGACAUGAAGUCUGUCUGCUCGCAGGAGGCGGUGACAGGGCCCUGCCGCGCCGUGAUGCCGCGCUGGUACUUCGACCCUAACAAGAGCAAGUGCGUCCGCUUUAUAUACGGAGGCUGCGGAGGCAACAGGAACAAUUUUGAGUCAGAGGAGUAUUGUGUGGCUGUGUGUAAAAAGAUGAUGCCCACUGAUGAUGUGGAUGUGUACUUCGAAACGCCGGCUGAUGACAACGAGCACGCCCGCUUCCAAAAAGCAAAGGAGCAGCUGGAGGUCCGACACCACAACCGCAUGGACCGGGUAAAAAAGGAAUGGGAGGAAGCAGAACAUCAAGCCAAGAAUCUCCCCAAGGCAGAAAGACAGACUCUCAUUCAGCACUUCCAGGCCAUGGUUAAAUCCCUGGAAAAAGAGGCCGCAAGCGAGAAGCAGCAGCUGGUGGAGACUCACCUGGCCCGGGUGGAAGCGAUGCUGAACGACCGCCGCCGGAUCGCCCUGGAGAACUACCUGGCAGCCCUGCAGGCCGAUCCACCCCGGCCCCACCGCAUCCUGCAAGCUCUGAAGCGCUACGUGCGUGCCGAGAACAAGGACCGCCUGCACACCAUCCGCCACUACCAGCACGUCCUGGCAGUUGACCCAGAAAAGGCUGCGCAGAUGAAAUCUCAGGUGAUGACACAUCUCCAUGUGAUCGAGGAGCGGAUGAAUCAAAGCUUGUCCCUGCUCUACAAGGUGCCGUAUGUGGCUGAGGAAAUCCAGGAUGAGAUUGAUGAGCUGCUUCAGGAGCAACGUGCAGACAUGGACCAGUUCGCCUCCUCCAUUUCUGAAUCCCAGGUGGAUGUCAGGGUGAGCUCUGAGGAGAGCGAAGAAAUCCCCCUCGAGGGCAAGCCCUUCCGUCCAUUCCAGGUGAAAACCUUCCCAGCCCUGUCUGAAAACGAAGAUCCUCAGCCGGAUUUGUACCAUCCAAUGAAAAAAGGUUCCGGCAUGACCGAGUUGGACGGGCUGCUCGGCGCCGAGGAGAAAGUCAUAAACAGCAAGAACAAAGUGGAUGAAAACGUGGUGAUCGACGAAACCCUCGACGUGAAGGAGAUGAUCUUCAACGCGGAGCGCGUUGGCGGGCUGGUGGACGAGCCGGACACCGACAGCGCCCUCCGCGACGACUUCAGCUUCAGCAGCAGCGCCCUCAUCGGGCUCCUGGUGAUUGCCGUGGCCAUAGCCACCGUCAUCGUCAUCAGCCUGGUGAUGCUGCGCAAGCGGCAGUACGGCACCAUCAGCCACGGCAUCGUGGAGGUCGACCCGAUGCUCACCCCCGAAGAGCGGCAUCUGAGCAAGAUGCAAAACCACGGCUACGAGAACCCCACCUACAAAUACCUGGAGCAGAUGCAGAUAUAAAAGGGGGCGAGACGCAGCGGCCCUGGUGAGAACGCGAGCAGGGCAGGAGGGCCAAAGCGGUCCAGCGUUUUGGAUCGACUACUGACCAACAGUUGCUUCGAGAGGACUUCAUCUUACAUUCAGAACUCCUGGAUCAUUAAGACUAUAAUUACUACUGUAGAGUUGCAAUUUCCAUUCUUUUAAAUGGGUGAAGAAAUGAUAAUAUAACAGUAUGAUAUAUAAAUCUCCUUUAAAUGGGAAAAAAAUGGAUCUAUUGCAGAUAUUUGACUGAGAUGUAGGUUUUUCUUUUUUUUUUUGUUUUGUUUUUUUUUUUUAUCUGAAGAAUACCAGUUCCGUUGUACUGUUGUCUGAUACAAGCUCUCUCUAUAUAUAAUGGGAAAUGUUGAUUUUUAUUUCGGAUAGACCACCCGUACAUCGAGGGUCGUUUGUACCAGCCUGCCUUGUAAAAAGGAGGCAGUUGUGGCUCUUCUGGCUUUUAUAUAUAAAGCAGUAUUUUAUUUUUUUUCCUUUUUUUCUUUAAGUGACUUUUGCUGGGAGUUGCAAAGAAAUUAAUUUAGGGCGAGGAACUCUGCGCAGCGUAAGCGAGGAAGCGAUUU